Messenger RNA from Spea bombifrons (plains spadefoot toad), 4190 nucleotides. It is a transcript of the gene AP3B1, whose product is annotated as adaptor related protein complex 3 subunit beta 1. Gene Ontology annotation, cellular component: membrane coat; AP-3 adaptor complex. Lineage: Eukaryota; Metazoa; Chordata; Amphibia; Anura; Pelobatidae. The transcript has 27 exons. The coding region runs from base 230 to 3619 and encodes 1129 amino acids. The record is from RefSeq and is a predicted model, not a curated record. Gene Ontology annotation, biological process: intracellular protein transport; vesicle-mediated transport; anterograde synaptic vesicle transport.
UGCUAGUCACCCACGAACACACACUUUUUUAUUUUUUAGUUCCCCUUUGUGAUUAGAAUACACGCCGGCCGCAAUACAGGAGAAAGCGUCCAACUUUGUUUUUAAACAGUAGCGUCGGGACCGCAGACUGGAUGAUGGAUAUAGGCGCACGCCAACAUUUCGCGCGGGAUGAGGUUUGUUGUUAAAGGGAAAUGACUUCUCCGAAUUGAAAGAAACUUGAUUUUUUUUAAUGAGGGAGUUGGCAUCCUGUUCCGCUGCAAGCGAGUCUCGAGCUGUUGGAGGGAUCUGUAGUGUAGCUGUAUCGGAGAAGCACUUGUCUAUGAUGAAGAAAGUGAGUGCGACGUCUGCCGUAAAGUCAGUUCUCGAUGUGGCCGACAACCUUCAGCUCAGUCUGAACUCCGUUCCCACGGCGGAGGAAGUGGCCCUGAACCGCUCCGAGGGCCAGGACGGCGCUGAGAACUCCUCAAAGCUAAUGCUCGAUGGGAAUGAAGACUUAAAGCAGAUGCUGGAAAGUAACAAAGACUCCGCAAAGCUGGAAGCGAUGAAAAGGAUCAUCGGGAUGAUUUCAAGUGGGAAAAAUGCCUCGGAGUUGUUUCCUGCUGUUGUAAAGAAUGUAGCCAGCAAAAAUUUGGAGAUAAAGAAGUUGGUUUAUGUUUAUCUUGUACGCUACGCAGAGGAACAACAGGACCUGGCUCUGUUAUCAAUCGCUACUUUUCAGCGGGGUUUGAAAGAUCCUAACCAGCUGAUUCGCGCAAGCGCUCUGCGAGUUUUAUCAAGUAUUCGUGUCCCAAUUAUAGUCCCCAUAAUGAUGUUGGCUAUCAAGGAAGCAGCAGCAGAUCUCUCUCCUUAUGUAAGAAAAACAGCAGCCCAUGCGAUCCAGAAGCUCUACAGCCUGGAUCCAGACCAAAAAGACAUGCUUAUUGAAGUAAUUGAGAAGCUUCUUAAAGACAAGAGUACGCUCGUGGCGGGAAGUGUCGUGAUGGCCUUUGAAGAGGUGUGUCCAGAUAGAAUUGACUUGAUUCACAAGAACUAUCGGAAGCUUUGUAACUUGCUGGUGGAUGUGGAGGAAUGGGGACAAGUGGUAAUAAUUCAUAUGCUCACCCGAUACGCCCGCACACAGUUUGCCAGCCCGUGGACGGAGGAUGAAUUUGCCGAUGAUGGGAACAGAACCAAUUUUUAUGAAUCUGAUGAGGAAAAACAAAUAGAUGACCAGCAAAAAAAGCCUUAUAUAAUGGACCCUGACCACCGGCUUCUUCUAAAGAACACCAAACCGCUGCUCCAGAGCAGAAAUGCCGCGGUUGUUCUGGCUGUGGCACAGCUAUACUGGCACUUGGCACCCAAAUCAGAAACGGUUACAAUUGCCAAAUCACUGAUACGUCUGCUCCGCAGUUACAGGGAGGUCCAGUAUAUUGUCCUUCAGAACAUUGCAACCAUGUCUAUUCAGAGGAAGGGUUUGUUUGAACCAUAUUUAAAGAGCUUCUAUGUGAGGUCUACAGAUCCAACUAUGCUUAAAACGUUAAAGCUGGAAAUCUUGACUAAUUUGGCAAACGAAUCCAACAUAUCAACCCUUCUUCGCGAAUUUCAGACCUACGUGAAAAGUCAGGACAAACACUUUGCGGCGGCCACCAUUCAGGCUAUCGGGAGAUGCGCAACCAACAUAUCGGCGGUGACUGACACGUGCCUUAAUGGCCUGGUGCAUCUCUUGUCAAACAGAGAUGAUGUUGUGGUUGCAGAAAGCGUUGUUGUCAUUAAGAAGCUGCUUCAAACCCAGCCAUCGCAGCACAGUGACAUCAUUAAACAUAUGGCCAAGCUCCUUGACAAGAUUACUGUUCCGAUGGCUAGAGCGAGCAUUCUGUGGCUGAUCGGAGAGUAUUGUGAAAGGGUACCCAAGAUUGCGCCUGAUGUCUUGAGGAAGACGGCAAAGACUUUUACAAAUGAGGAUGACAUAGUGAAGCUUCAGAUCUUAAACCUUGCAGCAAAGCUGUUCUUGACCAACUCCAAACAGACAAAGUUGCUUACUCAGUACAUAUUAAACCUUGGUAAAUAUGAUCAGAAUUAUGAUAUUAGAGACCGGACACGUUUUGUGAGGCAACUUAUUGUUCCGAAUGAGAAGAGUGGAGCCUUAAGCAAAUACGCCAAGAGAAUAUUUUUGGUCCAGAAACCUGCUCCUCUACUAGAGUCGCCAUUUAAAGACAGAGACCGCUUUCAGCUCGGCACCCUGUCACAUACCCUGAACAGCAAGGCCACGGGUUACUUGGAGUUAUCGGACUGGCCGGAGGUGUCCCCCGAUCCCUCCGUGCGCAAUGUGGAAGUUAUUGAACCAGUUAAAGGAUGGGACACGUCGGUGGCAAAACCAAAGAAAGAGAAAGACGCUGAGAAAUUUUUCUCGGAAUCCGAAGAGGACAAUGAAUCUGCAGCCACCAGUGAAAAUGAAUCUGAUAGUGAAGAGGACAGUAAUGAUGAGGAGGAAAGCAGCAGCGAGGACAGCAAAGACAGCUCGGCCAGUGAAGACGAGGAAGACUCAAAUGAGGAAAAAACGGUAAAGAAGCCAAAGAAAAGUAAAAAUGACAGUGAGUCUGACGAUGAAAAUAAGGAAAGUGCUUCAGAAAGUGAAGAUUCCAGUUCGUCAUCUUCUAGAAAUUCAGAAAAGGAUUCUUCUGGUUCCAGUUCGCAGUCAGAAGAAGAAAGUGAUUCAGAACACAAGACGGCUAAAAAGAUCGUCAACAACAAAAAACCUGAACCCAAAGCCUCAAAAACGGAGACUACCAAGAAAAAGGACAUCUCUCUGCUGGAUCUAGAUGACUUUGAGGUGUCGUCUCCUGUGGUGACUCCUAAACCCACCAUUCUCUCUCCUGCUUUGUUGGCCGAUCUACAAGGUCUCUCGCUCACCACAUCAUCUCCCGUCAUAAAUGUUUCCGCACCUACCUUUGUUCCGUCCAAAACAUUUGAACUUCUCCAUAGAAUGAGUGGCAAAGGACUCGCGGCACACUACCAUUUCCCAAGGCAGCCUUGCAUUUACGGAAGCCAGAUGAUCUCCGUACAAAUUACAUUCCAAAAUACCAGUGAUAAAAAAAUUGAGGAUAUUCACCUAGAAGAAAGAAAGAUGCCAGCAGGGAUGAAGAUGCACGCGUUUAAUCCCAUAGAUUCUCUGGAGCCAGAGGGAUCCAUUACCGUCUCGAUGGGUAUUGACUUCUGCGAUUCCGCUCAGACUGCCAGUUUCCAGUUGUGCACCAAAGAAGACAAGUUUAGUGUUGGAAUCCAGCCACCUCCUGGAGAACUUCUCUUACCAGUGACCAUGUCAGAAAAUGAUUUUAAGAAAGAGCAGGGAAAGCUGACCGGUAUGAAUGAAAGCUCAGCGAGUAUUACCGUUUCUCCGCAAAAUUCUACACCGCAAGUUUUAAUCCAGAAGUUAGUAACGGCUGCAAACCUCGGGGUCGUUGCUUCGGGGGAAAAUGACGUACACAGAUUUGCGGCUAAAACUGUGCACAGCGGGUCGUUGAUGUUGGUCACAGUGGAGCUGAAGGGAAGCUCGGCAGCGCGGCUCAUCGUAAACACGGAGAAGACGCUGAUUGGUUCUGUUCUGCUGCGGGAGCUGAAGCCUGUCCUGUCCCAUGGGUGACCGGCUUACAUCUGGACUUCUGAAUCUGGCACAAAGCAAAAGUGCCUGGCAUCCACUACUGCUGCCUAUCAUUUAUAAUAAUAGCCCUUCCAUCUGGCAGUAGUGGGAAGAAUACACUCUGGACGAUCUCGUCUCCUGCUUUAGAAUGCUAGUAUCUAUCAUGUAUGCAAGCACUUGUGAUAGCUGAGCUUGCUAACCAAAGAUCGUAUGUUUCACUGUCACUUAUUUCUCCAUUUAAACACAUUCGCUAUUUGUUACAGUUUCUUUUGCCCAUAUAAGGAAAUAUUGGGCACUCAAACAAUAAAAAACCCCAAAUCAGGGUAAAUUACAGCCUUCGUAUAUGAAAAAGUGUUGUCAGGUUUCCUGCUCCUCGCAGUUAUGGCAGGUCCUGUUUAAUGUGUUCAUACUGGCUUGUGCUGAACAGAAAAUGAUGAGUUAAUAUAUCAAUAUUUCUGUAUUCUAGAGUUUUCUGUAAUGCAAGUUUAUAAUUGGUCAUCUUGAUUGUUGGAAAUCAUUCUCUAAUAUGUGCUUAUUUUGAGUUGAUCCUUCAAUAAAUUUGUAUGUAAGCAGG